AUGAUUGGAUCCGAAGCUGACAAGCUCUCCAAGGGUCUUUUCAAGGACGCUCUGAACCUCAUUUGGUUGGAAAAUAUCAACAAUGGCAAGUUGAUGAUCAAACAACUCAAGUGCAAGGGCUGGUCCAAUACCUACAUUUGGACUCCCCGACAAGCAACACAAUUCAAAUUUAGCGGCCUCUUUCCACGCUUUCAAUUCUGCAACCGGCCAUUGUUCCCCCUUCCCGUGUUUGCCGUGGCCGCUAACAAUCUGUUCAUGUUGAAGAAUCCCUUGACCAAGACCGUGGACUUUCAUGGCUAUGAAAAAUCCAUGGUGGAGGAGGUUGGAAGAGACAUGGGCUUCCAAGUUCGGCUGAUCUACUCCGAACUUGGCGAGAUCAAUGGAUCAGCAGCAUUGGGAUUGGUACAUUCAGGGAAAGCCGAAAUGACCUUGGGCUUCCUGUCUUUGACCCUUCUCAGGUCCAAACACUUUGCCUUCAGUUACCCGCAUGAGGACACUGUCAUCGGCAUGUUUAUGCAAAGACCAAAUCCUCUAAAGAAGUGGCUGGCCAUGGUUUGGCCUUUAGAUAAUCUCACUUGGCUAGCCAUUGUCGCCAACAUUUUGUUAUUCACAGUGGCUUUUUGGCUGUGGCUAGGCCCUUGGAACACCUCCAUUUUCAGCGCUUUUGGCGUGGUCUUGUCCUUCCUCCUGAAGAAAGGACUCACUGGUUAUCAUCUGAACGGGAGAAUCCGGAGCCACAAGACGCGACUGUUCCUUUUAGGGUGGAUGACUGCCGUCUUCUUUCUGAAGAUAUGGUAUAGGAGCACCCUUAGGGCCGUCUUGAUAUCGCCGUGGCAGCACACCCAGCCAGAGACCUUUGAAGACGUACUACAAAUGAAGCCGGAUGUAUAUCUCUUUGGUGGUGGGGCUGCAGACCAAUUCAUAUCAAAUUUGGAUGUGCCUGUUUUCAAAGAGUUAAGAAAUAGCCCUGGUUAUAAGAGAAUAGCUUUUCAAGAAUUGGGACAGACAAUUGAAUUGGUUCAAAACGACCCCUCCACUUUUUUAAUCAACGGGAUCAUGUCCAACUACAAACAAACCAUGAACCAAGUUUUCAACGCGCAAAAUGUGGUGCAGAAGAUAUACUCUUAUGAAAGUCAAACCGGUAUCACUACUCUGAAGCAAACCAUUCGACUUGGAUACAAUGGGUUCUUGGUCCGCAAAAAUGCACCCUAUUUGGACAGGAUGAAUGAAUUGAUCAUUCGGAUGAUAAGUCAUGGCCUCAUCAAAAAGUGGAACGCUGAUGCAGAAGAGGCCAUCAAAUGGAACAAUCAUUUGUUGGUCAUGAAUGGAGAGGCCGAGAUGGCUGACUUCCCCGAAGAGGCUAAGUGGAGGGUCAUAUCCACGGAUAUGCUCCUGGGUGUGUUCCUUUUCCAAGGAGUCUCUUGUGCCUUGGGUUUGAUCGUGUUGUUAUAUGAGCUUGGCUAUUGUAGAGUACGCUUAUGAAUCUGGUUGACCGAAGUUCUGCCCUCAAAUCUAGACCACCUCUCAAAUCUAGGCAUUGCAACACUGGAUCGUGCACUUGCCCAGAACUCGUAGCCAUCGAUUUAUGAACCAAGCAAAAUAUGUGUCAGAAUGUACAAAAUAUCAUUUGAGAACGAAUAAAUGGUCUUUGAGCACCAACCUGUCAUGUACCGCAUUCAUUGGCUUUUGCAGUACCAAUACAAUCCGGUUUUUGGAACACGAUCAGUUUUGUUCCUUGUACUUUGUUGACCCACCAGUGACUCCUUGGGCUUUGAAAAGCCACCGCCUUCUCAGACGUUUGUU
Molecule: messenger RNA, 1803 nt
Organism: Tigriopus californicus
Lineage: Eukaryota; Metazoa; Arthropoda; Copepoda; Harpacticoida; Harpacticidae
Exons: 7
Coding region: 1-1482 (493 amino acids)
Source: RefSeq, a predicted model, not a curated record